Molecule: messenger RNA, 1260 nt
Organism: Babjeviella inositovora NRRL Y-12698
Lineage: Eukaryota; Fungi; Ascomycota; Pichiomycetes; Serinales
Product: putative methyltransferase
Exons: 1
Coding region: 34-1200 (388 amino acids)
Source: RefSeq, a predicted model, not a curated record
UUCUGCCAACCCAGAUCGAUUAGUCUACACAAAAUGGCAAAGAGAAAGGCGGAAGAGCCUCAGGCAGAAAAGCCUACUAAAAAAGCAUCCAAAACUGAACAAAAUAAUCGCUUGUCCAAUCAAUACACCUUGUGCAUUCCCUCCGCUGUAAUCUCUCCAGCCAACGCCUACAGCUUGGAACAAGCCACGUUCAUUGCCUACCAGAUCGCCAAGACGUGUUGCACUUACGACGUGGGCGAAAUUGUGAUUUUGGAUGUGACGGAACCGGAACCAAACGUCGCGUCGGUCAAGGUUACCUCUGGCGCAGAAGAGGCGGUCAUCAUGGAUAACGGUAAGAAGAAGAUCAAGUUCAACUUCGAUGAUGAUUUUGCCGAUACCUCUAAAGACAAAGCGGCUGCUAAAAGGGCAGUGGCGGCUGCAAGCACCAUCUCAAACGAAUCGUUGCUUUUUGCGACCUUGUUGCAGUACUUCAUUACCCCGACCUACCUCGCGAAGUCCCUCUUCACCGGCAACCCUACGACUAAGAAGUUGUAUCCGAUGUUACAACAUGCGUUAAAAUUGCCUAAAAUCUCCACCUUGCCAUUUAUGCAGAACAAUGAGGUGUACAAGAACUUCAAGGAGGGGUUGACCAUCCCCCAUCGACGCGUAAUGGGUAAGAAGAACAGGUCGAAGAAGAUGGCCAAGACAAAGUACGUCAACAUCGGUGAAAGCGAGCCAUUGGAGUUGGCUGAGGGGCAGGAGGUUCCAGUAAAUGUCAGAGUUACCGUGGACCUCUUGAACAAGAAGAUUGUGUCGCCAAUUGACGCGUACGGUAUUCCGCAAACCGCCAGCGUGAAGACCUCCUUUGGAUAUAUGGUGAGAAUCGCCAAAAAGUUCAGCGAUAUUUUCACCGAGUGCGGGUACGGCGAAAAGGGCUACGACCGCUCUAUCUACAUCUCUGCCGGGGAUUAUUUCAUGAAUAAGGGGCAGGGCAGACAGUUGGCUGAGAUCAAGGAGGUGGGCACCGGCACGGACGAUGCACAGCGCGUGCUCUUGCUCUGUGGAAAAUGGAGCGACUUUGACGCAAGCUUUGCGCGUGACCGCGCCUCCUUGGAGGGCGUUGCGUCCACUGCGCAGAUGUUCGAAGGUGAGAUGCGCGUGCCGCACGGCGUGAAGAUUGAGGACGGUGCCUUGAUCGCGCUAGCCAAGUUACACAACUAAUACCAAUGUAGUAUACGUAUAUUAGCAAUAUCGAAAAGAUGUAGGAGAUAUAUAUGUGGU